This is a messenger RNA of Heterostelium album PN500, 3804 nucleotides long. RefSeq names its product RmlC-like cupin family protein. The record is from RefSeq and is a predicted model, not a curated record. NCBI's taxonomy places the organism in Eukaryota, Evosea, Eumycetozoa, Acytosteliales, Acytosteliaceae. The transcript has 4 exons. The coding region runs from base 1 to 3804 and encodes 1267 amino acids. Gene Ontology annotation, cellular component: integrator complex. Gene Ontology annotation, biological process: snRNA 3'-end processing.
AUGUUGAAAUUUAUUGGUAGUGAUACUGAUCAGAUUAAUAAUAGUAAUAAUGAUAUCGAUAUUAUUGGUAACAGUAAUGAAUGUAUAACAUUCUUUAAACAAAAUUAUAAAUCAAUAGUAGCUGAUUCAAAUAAAUUAAAGAAAUCAAUUGAUUAUUUAUAUAAUAAUAAUAAUAAUAAUAGUAGUAGUAAUAGUAAUAAAGUUGUUAAUGGCUUAAUAUUAGAUGAUUGUAUACAAUCUUCAGUUUAUAUACAACCACACAGAUAUUUAGAUGUAUUGUUAAUGUGUAUAGAAUGUAUCCCAACAUUCAAACGACAGUUGUUAGAUCAACUAACACUGGUUUAUACAAAUCAUCUUCAUUUCCAAAUUGCAAUAACCGAUUCAAUGCAAUCCGGUUGUUUUAAACUAAGAUUAUCAUCACCUAAAUAUCAACAACAACAAUCAAAUCAACAACAAUCAAAGAAACGUAACUUUGAAAGUAUUAAUAAUACAACAACCAAUGCAACAACAAACAAUGCAACAACAUCAGCAAUAACAUCUGCAUCGACAACAAUCGAAGAUAAAUCAAAGAUGUUGACAUUGAUGUCAUCUCCACAAACAAAGGAAUUGAGAUCAUCUAUUUUAAAUCAGAAACAACAACAACAAAGUAGUCAUGGUCAUGGGCAUGGACAUGGUCAUAGUUAUAAAGGAUAUCAUCUUUAUAAACAUUACGAUGAAUAUAUACUUAGUAUACAUGAAUAUAUGAUAUCGUUGUUGGAUCGUAAUGGUCAGGCAUGGUAUCUAGAUAUCAUACAAUGGAUCCUAAGAACAUUAACACAUCUUAAUCAAAUGGUUUUAUUAUCAUCUAAAUCAACAACAACAUCAUCAACAUCCAAUAUAGAUACAAUAUCAUUAUUAUCACCAAUAAUACAGUCAUCAUUAUCAUCAUCAAAUCAACAACAACAACAACAACAAUCACAACAUCCAUCUAUUAUAUUACAGAAUAAUCUUAGAUAUCUAACUAUACGUAAUUUACUAUCAUUGUUAUUACAUAUGACAAAGAAUGGAAUAGAUCAUCUGUUUAAACAAACAAAGCUAUUGGAGACACCCAAUCAAAGUUGGAUUGUAUUAUUCAUCAGUGGAAAGUAUCCUAUGGAAUCAAUUGAAUAUAUAUUGAAUCAAUGUUAUAGGGAUAUCAAUGGUAAUAUUAGUGGUAGUGGUAAUGUUAGUGGUAGUGGUCAGUUGAAAACAUUGGAAUAUCUAUCGGAUCAGUUUAAGGAGAUUGUUUGUUCGGUGGUACUUAGUCAGUUGGAAGAUGAACGUGUCACACCUCUGCAGUUGUUACAGUUGCUCUACCAUUGUCCGGUGUUACUCUCCAUUGUAUUGCCAGUGAUAAUCAAUCAUUUCCAAUCGAUAUUCAGUUCGCUCGAUCUCUCUUGUAUCGAUUUGAUAAAGACAAUAUUACAAGAUCGUAAUUCAUUCUUAGAUGCAUCUUCCAUAACUAGAAUAAUAACAUUAUUAUUAGAUUGUAUAAAUAAUAAUAAUAAUAAUAAUAGUAAUAAUAGUUUAGCAACAACAACAUCAUCAUCAUCAUCAUCUCAAAAACAACAACAAAUUAUAUUAUUUAUGUCAAUAGUAGAAUAUUUAGAACAGUCUUUAUUUGAUAGUAGCAAUAACAACGUUAAUAGUAAUAAUCAACAAGAAUCAUUAGUUCAAGGUCUUUCCAAUUCACUAUGGUUGUUCUGUCAGUGUAUACUCGAGAACAAAUCCAAUGAAUUUGAUUUCAAACCAUUAGUUUCACUUACCACCGCCAUUGCAAUGACAAGCUCUAGAUAUUGUCAACAUGUAUUGUUAUUCUUCCUUACUAAAGAAUCAGCAACAACAACAUCAUCAAGAUUAUCAACAACAAAAAUAACAGCCAAAUCAUAUAUUUUAUAUUUUGUAAAUCAGUUUCAAGUUGGUUGGCCAGGUAUUCUAAGCGAUUCAGUAAAUUUAGCAUUGGAAAGAGUCGAUUCAUUAUCAGAGAGAGAUUUAGAUCAGUUAUUAUCAAAUAUAUUAUCAUUAUUAUUAAUAGAUAGUAGUGGCAUUAAUCAACAAGAACAACAAAAGCAACAACAACAACAACAACAGCAACAACAAGUAUUAAAAUCAUUAAAAUCGAAAUGGUAUAUUUUAUUAAGAAUGAUAGAGCAUCAAUCACUAUCGAUAAGACAAAAGUCAUUGGAGGCACUACAGAUAACACUCUGCGAUGCCGAUUUCACAGCAAACUUUAAAGAUCUGCUGGAUAUGCGUAUCUUUGGUGAACGUAUCUUGAAUCUAAUCUUUGGAUUGCUGAUCAAUUUCAAUGCCACUCCACUCUCGGUAAACUCUGCCUCUGACGAAAAGAAAGAGUUUAAAAGAAUUAUUAUUUUAAAUAAUUUAAAAUCUUUAUAUAAAUCAAUAUGUAAUUUAUCAUUAUUUAAUCUAAGUUGGGGAUUAGCUUUACUCUUGGAUUUUAUCAUGAGUCCUACUCAUUCCGAUCUAAAGUUAAAGCAACCGACCACCUAUGUUAUACAUCCUGCCAACUCUGCACAAUCGAUCAUCCUAGAGCCAGAGGAACCAGUAGAGACCAAUCUCAUUUUAAAUCCAAACAUACCUUUAUCACAACCAUUACCUAAACAUCAUAAACAACAGCAACAACAAGCAGAAGAAGAAGUAGAAGACAUUCGACAUGAAGGAGAUGAAUAUGACGGUAUGAAUGGUAUGAAUGGUGUGGUGAUGAACGGUGUCAAUGGUGAGAAUGUGCCGGAUGAGAAUGAAACGCUUUUACAAAGUAACUUCAAGAGGAAAUACUAUCAGUAUAAGUUCUUGGAUAUGAACCAACCUCGACAUUUGCCAUUCAAAAACGGUAGUCUACCCAAUGGUCUACAACAAGGUGCUUGCUCCACUACACUGCCUACCAACUACUCGCAGAGUGAUAAUCAAUAUCAAAUAGUUGAAAUGAUUAAAUCACUUUUAAAGAGUAAUAACAAUAAUAAUAAUGUAGAUCAACAACAACAACAAGAUGAUCUUGUUUAUAUUAAUUUAGAUAGAGAGAAGCUUUCAAUUUUUACUUGUCAUCUACUUAAACGUGUAUUGCCAAGCCAUAUCAACCCAUCUUACGAGAACUAUCAGGAAAUAAUGCCAAAACACUCAACAUUUGAACGUGACAUCUACCUUAGAAAACUGUUUCAACAAGACAGUAUACUAUGGGAGCUCUUUGAGAUCAUUUCAAACGAGGUGGUAAAGAGUUUGUUGGUGAAUGAGCUGACCUAUUGGUACUCUGAAAAGUUCCUGAGUAAACCAUCAAAGUCAGUGCACUUUCGACAAACUUGUACUUUGGUGGGAAUGCUUGCCAACUCUAAAUUUAUUCCACCGCCACUCAGUCAGGUGACAGAGUUACUCGACAAGAUAACACCUGAAGAGAUAUCAUUUGUGUUGGUGACGAUCUGGAACUUCAUCAGGUAUCAUCCGCCAAAUCCAUCGCAAUACUCAUCAGCAUCCACCAGAGUGUGUUUCACCGAUGACAAGAAACCUCUCAACGUGGAGGUGUACACUCAAACAUUAAAGUCGAUUUUCCACAAUCAUAUAUCUGAACUUGCAAGUCAAUAUGGUAGAUUCUUUUCAUUGAACAACAACAACAUCAUCAUCAACAAUCACAAUAGUAAUAAUAAUAAUAAUAAUACCUCAAUGAUCAUCUCCACAGUUAACAAUAACAAAAACAUAGAUAAUAACAAUAAUAAUCUAAACAACAAUGGUAGUACUAGUGGUGGGGUAGAAGUAGGUUCACUUACCACCAGUCAGUAA